Salvia miltiorrhiza (redroot sage) is the source of this 567-nucleotide messenger RNA. RefSeq names its product protein RADIALIS-like 5. Gene Ontology annotation, molecular function: DNA-binding transcription factor activity. The coding region runs from base 144 to 389 and encodes 81 amino acids. The record is from RefSeq and is a predicted model, not a curated record. Lineage: Eukaryota; Viridiplantae; Streptophyta; Magnoliopsida; Lamiales; Lamiaceae. The transcript has 2 exons.
AUAGAAGGACAAGGGCUAGCAAUAAUAAUAAUAAUAAUUAGUCCACUUGGUUCCCGUCAUCAGCUUUUGUUGUGUAUAAAAAGAGACGAUGCUGUAACGAAAUAUUUCACAUAGACACACACAUCAUAAUCAAGGCAAGAUAUAUGGCAUCUUCGUCUUCAUGGACACUGAAGCAGAACAAGCAAUUCGAGGAUGCUCUGGCCAAGUACUACAAGGACACACCCGACCGGUGGCACAACAUUGCCAGAGCCGUCACCGGAAAAUCCCCCGACGAUGUCAGGCGCCACUACCAAGCCCUUGAGAAGGAUAUAAUCAAGAUCGAGAACGAUCAAGUCCCCAUACCUAACUACAACGACCAUAGGCUUCUCAAGAAUCUUAAGUUGCAGUGAUGUAUGAAGUUGGCUUCAGAGAAAUUAAAAUUAAAUCGCCAUUGUGUUUAGGGGGGAAAAUGGUACGUGCUGAGGCAUAUGUGUAAUAUAUAUAGAAAAUAUUUUCGACCGCAUGCAUCAUGGCAAGUAUGGUUGUAUCAUCAUACAUGUCAACUGUUUAAUAUUAAUGGAAGUCUUA